AAGAUCAAAAAAAAGAAGAAAAGACUGCCGCUCAUAAAAAUGAAGCAUCUGAACCAGAUGUUCUUGUUCAAUAUUCAAAUAAAAUCAAAUCCCAUUUAGGUACAGAUGAAAAUGAAGAUAAAGAUGGAAAUAAUGACGAAUAUGUUUAUCCAAAAGCUUGUGGCAAUUAUAAAAUAACUGGUAUUAGAGAUUUAACUGUUGGAAUUGAAGCUGAUUUUCGUGAUGAAGGAAAAGAUAAAAAACCAACAUUACCAUGUUCAUCAGCAACACAAAUGAUAACAUUUUAUUUUGAUAAUGGAAGUGAAAUAACAAUACGUGCAAGUGGAACUGAACCAAAAAUCAAAUGGUAUUCAGAAAUAAGAAAAAAGAAAGGAAAUAAACAAACAUCACAAGAUAACAAUUCAAAAGAUGAUGAUGAACAAUUUCGUAAAGAAACAAAAGAUGAACUUGAUCAAUUAGUUGAUGCUGUUAUCCAAGAAUUUUUACAACCAAAACAAAAUUCUCUUAUUGAAAGAGAAACAACAGCGAAAUAA
Messenger RNA from Adineta steineri, 533 nucleotides. Lineage: Eukaryota; Metazoa; Rotifera; Eurotatoria; Adinetida; Adinetidae. The record is from the annotation of a GenBank genome assembly.